Molecule: messenger RNA, 534 nt
Organism: Halteromyces radiatus
Lineage: Eukaryota; Fungi; Mucoromycota; Mucoromycetes; Mucorales; Cunninghamellaceae
Exons: 2
Source: RefSeq, a predicted model, not a curated record
GGAUGACUGGUGAAGAUGGGGACCAUCUUUUCUUAGGGCGUGGGAUGUUAAGAAGAAAAAAAAAAGAAAAAAGAAAAAAAAAAAAGAAAAUCAAUUGUCUCAAGAUAAAUCUGCAAAAGUACGCGCGGUCUUCUUACAAUACGUUUCUUCAACGGCAAAUCUUUGGAAUCCACUUCAUCGAUGAUACCAUGACACUCUCUGCCACUCGUAUGGUCAAUCCGGACCGAUACUCUUUCAUUCAGGUUCGCUCUGCCAAGAUCCCAACGACCUUCGAUGAACGGUGGGACUGGAUAAAGGUGUUCGAACUUCUCCUGAAGUUAAAGGCCGACCUCAUCGAACAGGAACGGAUCACAUCAUUGCUUGAAAAGCAACGGGUGGGCCUUCUGGAGGUGGAUGUUAGUGUUCAGGAUGCAUUCAAAUAGUUUACCACACUCGCCCCUCAUAUGAUACCUUAGUGUAGCUAGGUCCAUUAGUUUAGUACACAUAGUUUAGUACACUUUUAUUCAAAUAAAAUUAUAUACCGUUAUCACUCUC